AUGAAGUACGUCGCGCUCCUCAGCGGCGGAAAAGACAGCUGCUACAAUUUAUUGCAUUGCUUCCGCAACGGACACGAACUUGUCGCUGCUGCGUCCCUCGGUCCAGAACAUGGCAAAGAGGAGCUCGACUCGUAUCUCUACCAGACCGUCGGACAAGAUGCCAUUGAAUUUGUCGCGCGAUCUCUCGACGUGCCUUUGUACCGGCGUGUCAUAUCUGGCGCAGCCUUACAACAGGGGUUGGAGUAUGGAGGAAGAAAUCCUGCAGAGAGCGAAGGCAUCUCCGGGGACGAGACUGAAGAUUUGUAUGCGUUGCUGUCUACAGUAAAAGAAUCGCUCCCUGAGAUUCAAGGAGUAUCUGUCGGUGCAAUCUUGUCAAAUUAUCAGCGAGUCCGAGUGGAACAUGUAUGCCGCCGUCUCCGUCUAACACCUCUUUGUUAUCUGUGGCAGAGAGACCAAGCCGAACUUCUGUCUGAGAUGAUCGAGGCCGGAAUGGACGCAAUCCUCAUCAAAGUUGCAGGUAUUGGACUCACUGUGAAGCAUCUCGGUAGAUCUUUGGCUGAAAUGCAACCGACACUUAUGAAGCUCAGCAACCUCUACGGGUCUCACAUCUGUGGAGAGGGCGGCGAGUACGAGACCCUAACUCUGGACUGCCCAAUUUUCAAGCGUCGUAUCAAGCUGUUGGAAGUGGAGACAGUCAUACAUUCAGAUAGCGACUUCGCAACGGUUGCAUAUCUUAGGGUUAAGAAUGCCGUUCUCGAGUCUAAGACAGAAGCUGUCACUCCAGAUCCUGCCGUCCCACCGCUUUUGUCAGAAUCGUACGAGCAAAUACGUGACAUGGUUUCAGCUUCAUUAUCUUCUCAGCCUCAGCUUGCAAAUGAUGAUAUUGAACUCUCCUCAAAGGCCGAACACUGCGAUAGUGGUGUGUUCAGUAAACGGUUUGGCGAUUGGGUGUCGGUGACAAAUGUCACAAUUGCAACUCCUGGUUCUCCAACGACUCUAUCCAUAGAGGACGAAGUCGAACAAUGUUUCCAAAAACUACAAGCCUGCCUCGAGGAAUACUCCUUGAAGCUCUCAAAUUGCACCAACAUCAACAUCUUCCUCUCUUCAAUGGACCUAUUCGCCCGCGUCAACGCCGUCUACGCUACGUUCUUCGGGAACAGCCCGCCCGCACGCGCAUGCGUUGCUGUCGACCUUCAUCCACCCACAAGGGUGAAACUCGACUGCAUCGCGUACGCCGAGCGUACCCCCGCAGACCGCCAGGCCCUCCACGUGCAAGGGCUCAGCUACUGGGCGCCCGCUAAUAUCGGUCCCUACUCUCAGGGUAUUAUCGUAGACGAGCGUGUCUUCAUUUCGGGACAGAUCGGCCUCGUGCCUAGCAGCCUCAACCUCCCUUCCCCGCCUUCACUUGCAUUGGAGACGGCACUCUCGUUCCAGCACGUCGAUCGCGUUUUGUCCGCGAUGAAGACCGACCGCUGGGAUGGGCACGUGCAAGGUGCUAUCUACUGGCUGGCUAAUGCGAGUGACAUACCUCAUGUGCGCAAAGCUGCGGUGUCCUACAUGAAGGAUGACCAUGCAACGACUCUUUUCGUGGCUGUAGCCGCAUUGCCUAAGAAUGCGCUAAUGGAGAAGCAAGUCCUGGUGCACACCGGACGAUACUUCGAAUUCGACGAAGGAGAACUCGUCACACGCUCUACCUCUCCGCAGUUUGCAGAUGGCGAUGUUACUGGCACCGACGGUACUUGCAUGCAUUGGGAAGUGUCGAAGUUUGCUGAGACAACGGCGGCGACGGCUCUCGUCUGUUGCCGUGGCACAGAAGACGGCGUAUUGUCCCAACUGCGAGACAUUGUACCGCUGAAUGCCUUGGGGUCCCGUGCAUUGUCCAUCCGACUUUUCUACCGCCCAUCAAGGAACAUCUCCAUCUCCCAAUGUCACGACUUCUUCGAGCACGCACCACUCACAGCAAUUCCCUGCCGCGCAAUCUCGACAAAACAAGUAAACGACUGGGAUUACGCCAUGUUGGCCAUAGGUACCUAA
Molecule: messenger RNA, 2034 nt
Organism: Sparassis crispa
Lineage: Eukaryota; Fungi; Basidiomycota; Agaricomycetes; Polyporales; Sparassidaceae
Product: Diphthine--ammonia ligase
Exons: 11
Coding region: 1-2034 (677 amino acids)
Biological process (GO): protein histidyl modification to diphthamide
Molecular function (GO): diphthine-ammonia ligase activity
Source: RefSeq, a predicted model, not a curated record